CUCAGUGAGAUAAAUAACGCAAAUCAAGAAGCCAAGUGUCCUAACAAAAAAGUGCAUUCGUGGUAACACAUCAAUCUCUCGAAAAAAAAAAAAAAACAGGCACGAAAAAUCCACCCUUGAAAGAAACAAAAAACACAAAACAGAUAAAUCUUUUAUGGGUUGCCUAUUUUUAUUGAGCUGAAAAUAUUGUUGAGAAGAAAAGAUGAUGUGGGACGAGUGGAGCAAUGAUUUCCAACACGAUUACGAGGAAGAACAACAUGAGCAACAGCAGCAAGAAGAGGGUGAUGAUUCUUAUCUUAAAUUUGACUUCUUGUCAGCUUUGUCUAAGCCCAAGGAUUACUAUAGAAUACUGGAAGUGGAUUAUGAUGCUACAGAGGAGGUCAUUCGAUCCAAUUAUAUCCGUCUUGCUUUGAAAUGGCAUCCAGAUAAGCAAAAAGAUCAGGAUAGUUCUACCUCAAAGUUUCAGGAAAUAAAUGAGGCGUACCAAGUUUUGAUUGAUCCUGUGAAACGACAAGAAUACGACAAUAAAGGGAUGCUACAAGCCUAUGAUUACAAUAUCGUCGAAUACCUUAAUCGCUACAAGGGUCUAAUUCUAACAUGUAACGGUCUUGGUAUGAAGCACUCAAUUUGGUAAAGCCCCAAGAUAUGCACCAUCCAUAUUGUAGUAUAUCUCGUGAUCCUACUGGCACCAUCGCAUAUUACAGGAGUUGGGAUGCACAGUUUGAUCUGUAGUUGACGUCAAUUAGGCUAUUGUACUAUCUUUUGCACAUGUAUAGCGAAGCUGCCUAAUCACCAACCUCAUUUUAGAGGACUGUUUAUAUGAAAUCUUCUUGUUUCUAUUUUAUCCUCUUUUCUUUUUGGGACUUGUAUCGACUAAAGAACUGGUGGCCUCUUGUUUUCGUAGAUUUCUUGCAAGAAUAUCAGUGGACUUUAUGUUGUCUCAAA
This is a messenger RNA of Lycium barbarum (goji berry), 945 nucleotides long. RefSeq lists its product as uncharacterized. The record is from RefSeq and is a predicted model, not a curated record. NCBI's taxonomy places the organism in Eukaryota, Viridiplantae, Streptophyta, Magnoliopsida, Solanales, Solanaceae. Bases 203 to 634 code for a protein of 143 amino acids. The transcript has 6 exons. Gene Ontology annotation, cellular component: nucleus; cytoplasm.